This is a messenger RNA of Cuculus canorus (common cuckoo), 3335 nucleotides long. It is a transcript of the gene SLC17A9, whose product is annotated as solute carrier family 17 member 9. Gene Ontology annotation, molecular function: transmembrane transporter activity. The record is from RefSeq and is a predicted model, not a curated record. Bases 485 to 1711 code for a protein of 408 amino acids. The transcript has 13 exons. NCBI's taxonomy places the organism in Eukaryota, Metazoa, Chordata, Aves, Cuculiformes, Cuculidae. Gene Ontology annotation, biological process: transmembrane transport. Gene Ontology annotation, cellular component: membrane.
AAGAUAAACAGUUUUCUCGGCAGGUUUAUUUUUCCAUCCUUGUUCAUGCCGCUUCUUCUUUUGUCCUCUCUUUUUUCAGCUGGCUUUUCCUUCCUUUUCCACUGUUCUUGCCCUUGCCUCUCCAGCUGCCUUUCCCUAACUUUUCUGCAGGUUUCCAAUGGCUCUGUUAUCACACAUGUCUUGCUUUUCCAAGAACAACACUCGGGGAUUUCUGUUUGGGCUUUGAAAAAGCCCUCCUGUUCAUGUAGCGCAUCUGGACAUUUAGGUAGAACUUUUUAAUGGAGAUGUUCACACGCCAAAGCAGCAUCCCUCAGGCAGCAGAUGUGUGUCAGCACCUCCGGUUUAACUGGGGGAAGACUGAAGCCCUGAGAAGAGAAAUCCAUUGCCAAAAGUUGUACGCAAAGCCACGGGCAGGUCCGGCAGUAGACGUGGAAAUCACAUUUUGGAUGAUGGUUGCAGGCCCGAAUCCCGCAUCUGGACAGUGAUGUUGCUGCUGGGGACGUGUCUGCUGUACUGCGCCCGCGUCACCGUGCCCAUCUGCGCCGUCGCGCUGAGCACCCACUUUGACUGGGACAAGAAGCAGUCUGGCAUUGUGCUCAGCAGCUUCUUCUGGGGCUACUGCUUGACACAGAUUAUCGGAGGACAUAUCAGUGACCAAAUAGGAGGUGAGAAAGUCCUCCUUCUCUCAGCAUCAGCCUGGGGGUUCCUCACGGUCCUCACCCCACUGCUCACCCACAUCACUUCUGCCCAUCUUGUUUUUAUGACCUCCUCCAGGUUCCUCAUGGGGUUGCUGCAAGGGGUGUAUUUCCCAUCUCUGGCCAGCCUGCUGUCCCAGAAGGUCCGAGAGAGCGAGCGAGCCUUCACCUACAGCACAGUGGGGACUGGCUCACAGUUUGGGACGCUGGUGAUUGGUGGUGCAGGAUCUCUCCUCCUGGACUGGUACGGCUGGGAGAGUGUUUUCUACUUCUCUGGUUUGCUCACGUUGCUCUGGGUUUACUGCACCUGCAAAUACCUCCUGAGUGAGAGAGAACUCAUCAUCCCCAUAGAUUAUUUAAUGAGAGGCCUCUCCAUAUCCAAGCAGACCAAAGUUCCCUGGAAGCAGCUAUUUAAGAAGGCACCGAUAUGGGCUGUCAUCAUCGCUCAGCUUUCUACGGCCAGCACGUUUUUCACUCUCCUUUCCUGGCUGCCAACUUUCUUUAAGGAAACUUUCCCCGAGUCAAAGGGAUGGGUGUUUAAUGUGGUCCCCUGGCUGGUUGCAAUUCCAACAAGCUUGUUCAGCGGAUUUCUGUCUGAUCAUUUAAUCAACCAGGGGUACAGAACCAUCACCAUUCGUAAGUUUAUGCAGGUCAUUGGCUCCGGCAUCUCAAGCAUUUUUGCUUUGUGUCUGGGCCAGACAUCCAGUUUUUGCAAAGCAAUAGUGUUUGCCUCUGCCUCUGUUGGACUUCAGACCUUUAACCACAGUGGGAUUUCAGUAAACGUUCAGGAUCUGGCCCCCUCGUGUGCUGGCUUACUGUUCGGUGUUGGGAAUACAGGUGGAGCCCUUCUAGGUGUCAUUUGCGUGUACUUGGCUGGCUACCUGAUUGAGACAACUGGCUCCUGGAUUUCUGUUUUCAACCUGGUGGCUGCUGUUAACGGCAUUGGCCUCUGUGCAUUCCUCAUGUUUGGUGCGGCCCAGAGGGUGGAUACAGACUCUGCAUAUGUGGACCUGUAGAGACAAGGCCAGCGAGCAGCGGAAGGACAGGAGAGUGUCACGUCUACGUGUCAUUGUUGCACAAGUGCCAAAGAAGUUUUUUUAAAGGUUUGACAGGGAAAAAAGUACUGAGACUAAGUACAUAAUGGGUCUGAACGAAACCCAUGGGAGAAAAGAUAUCUAGAGUUUGUUUUUUGCUCAGGGUGUAGCUGAUGGUGUAGAGCCAUCCAGCUCAACAUCUCCAGUGAGGGUACAGUCCACAAUGGGUUUGUCUAGUGGACAAAUAUCCACGUGGCUAAAGCGUCUCACCCAGCUUGCCUCCAAAGGGAGCCACGGUUUGUGUGCUGUGCCCUGGAGCAGUCACUUGCUGACGGGAGCUGCUUCGCCGUGCCAGGAGCAGGUCCCUCCAUGCUCUGCUGUCCUGUGACCACAGUGAAGGCAGCCGGCUCUCAGGCUGCCAUGCGACACACCUCCUUUGAACUACAUGAAAGGAACCACCUGAAUGAACGUACCUCUGACCUUAACCCUCCCUCAUGUGCCUUCAUUUUGCGGUCUGCUCUACAGGUAGAAGCCAGGUGUGCAAGAGGACGCGUUGUGAGAUGAGUUCAAGGCUUCCCUUCAGGGAAAGUCUUCUGGAUGGAUGUCAACUAUGAACCCAAGGGCAUGAGGUUGCAUCAAUACUGCUUUCACCAUGCCGGAGCUGAGCCAGGAGGCUGCAGAGCAGACUGCUCAAACCAGCUGAGAGCCCCUUGUUGCUCAAGAGUCGAGCUCAAGGCUCCCUCCUCUCCGGGCUCACUUCACUCCAGCCCUGAGCAAAGACAGACCACCUCUAGCAUGAGAGCAGAGGGAAACUUGCAGUCACCAGGCUUAGCUGGGCUGACCUCGCCGUGCAGGUGCAGCCGAGGAAUCCCCUGGGAGCUGUUUUGCCAUGUGCUGUGAAUGUAUAGGAAGAACAGGUCAUGUUCUGUGCUGUGGAUCUAUACUCUCACAUGCUUUCUGCUUGAUUAGACAUGUUCUCCGUGUGCUCUCAAAGGAGCAUGGGAGAACUUUCCAAAGAGCCUGCAGUGGGCAGGUUGGGUUUUGUUUCUACUUUAAGCAUAAAGCUAAUUUCUGCAUUGGGUAUCCAUAGUAUUGGAUGUGGAUUUUUGCUGUUCCCCAUGUCAGAGGGAAACACUUGGCUGUCCACGCCUCUGAGACUGAAUGUCUUAAGUUAUUUAUAAAUAUCUUUAAAUUUAAGUACCAAAUUCUAUAUUUUAUGUACUUGAGGCCUGAUUCUGCAUGCUUAUGUUGAGUGGUACUCCCACCAGAACCCACACUAUUUCUAGACGGGAAGGAUUUACCAGCCUAGGGUUUCUGGUUUUGUAGAAUCUAUUUUAAAUGUGACAUUUCAUAUUGAAGCAAUUUAUUGCUUUUCCUCCCACCCCUUACUUGCAGUCUGAAAGGUUCUUUUUGAUUUCUCUAGUGCUUACCAGAAAGCUUCAGCUGAGACUUGGGAGCAGAUUUCCCAAGGGACCACACAGUGCAGGAGAAUUAUUGAUUCAGAUUCGUUGUCCUUAAAAAAAAAAUAAUUAUUCCCUGUUUCUCCUUUUUUUUUUUUUUGGCCAAAUUUCUUCUUGGAAGGUAUGUUGGAGCUCUGUUAAGUUUC